Messenger RNA from Acomys russatus (golden spiny mouse), 2163 nucleotides. It is a transcript of the gene Tcf7, whose product is annotated as transcription factor 7. The record is from RefSeq and is a predicted model, not a curated record. Gene Ontology annotation, cellular component: beta-catenin-TCF complex. Lineage: Eukaryota; Metazoa; Chordata; Mammalia; Rodentia; Muridae. The transcript has 11 exons. Gene Ontology annotation, biological process: regulation of transcription by RNA polymerase II; canonical Wnt signaling pathway. Gene Ontology annotation, molecular function: RNA polymerase II cis-regulatory region sequence-specific DNA binding; DNA-binding transcription factor activity, RNA polymerase II-specific. The coding region runs from base 4 to 1359 and encodes 451 amino acids.
ACCAUGCCGCAGCUGGACUCGGGCGGAGGCGGCGCGGGCGCGGGCGACGACCUCGGCGCGCCCGAUGAGCUGCUGGCCUUCCAAGACGAAGGCGAGGAACAGGACGACAAGAACCGCGACAGCGCCACGGGCCCCGAGCGGGACCUGGCGGAGCUCAAGUCCUCACUGGUGAAUGAGUCCGAAGGCGCUGCGGCAGGCGCCGGGGUCUCGGGUCCCGGCGUCCGGGUACUUGGAGAGGCCGAGGGAGCGCCCGAGGCUCUGGGGCGAGAGCACACUUCGCAGAGACUUUUCCCGGACAAACUUCCAGAGUCCCUAGAGGACGGCCUGAAGGCCCCGGAGUGUGCCAGUGGCAUGUACAAAGAGACUGUCUACUCUGCCUUCAAUCUGCUCAUGCACUACCCGCCGGCCUCGGGAGCAGGGCAGCACCCCCAGCCUCAACCCCCACUGCAUAACAAGGCUGGCCAGCCCCAACACGGUGCUCCCCAGCUUUCUCCGCUCUAUGAACAUUUCAGCAGUCCACACUCCACGCCUGCACCUGCAGACAUCAGCCAGAAGCAAGGAAUUCACAGGCCGCUGCAGACCCCUGAUCUCUCUGGAUUUUACUCACUGACAUCAAGCAGCAUGGGACAGCUCCCUCACACUGUAAGCUGGCCCAGCCCUCCUCUCUACCCCCUGUCCCCUUCCUGCGGAUAUAGACAGCACUUCCCUGCCCCCACUGCAGCCCCUGGCGCCCCCUAUCCCAGGUUCACACAUCCAUCCUUGAUGCUGGGAUCUGGGGUACCUGGACACCCAGCAGCCAUCCCUCACCCGGCCAUUGUGCCCUCCUCAGGGAAGCAGGAGCUGCAGCCAUAUGACCGAAGCCUGAAAACACAGGCAGAGCCCAAGGCAGAGGAGGCAAAGAAGCCAAUCAUCAAAAAACCCCUCAAUGCCUUCAUGCUUUACAUGAAGGAGAUGAGAGCCAAGGUCAUUGCAGAGUGCACACUCAAGGAGAGCGCUGCUAUCAACCAGAUCCUGGGUCGCAGGUGGCAUGCGCUAUCUCGAGAAGAGCAGGCCAAGUACUAUGAACUGGCGCGCAAGGAAAGGCAGCUGCACAUGCAAUUAUACCCAGGCUGGUCAGCGCGGGAUAACUACGGAAAGAAGAAGAGGCGGUCAAGGGAAAAGCAUCAGGAAUCCACCACAGACCCUGGCUCGCCUAAGAAAUGUCGUGCUCGCUUUGGCCUCAACCAGCAGACGGAUUGGUGUGGUCCGUGCAGGUGGGUUUGUCCCCACCAUCAUCCUCCCUUUGCUUCAAGCUGCUUCCCUUGUUGCACAUGUUCUGCCGGGUCUGCAGCCCCCUCUUUUGGUCCCUCAGUCCCCUAGCAAGCCCUGUAGAGAAGGGAACUCAUGCCUUCUAAGAAUACAAAUGAACAAUGAACAAGCUUAUGGAGGUGACUGGUCUAAGUGAGUCAAGUAGAGAGGGAGAAAUAGUGUUCUAGAAGGAAAGGCAUACAUAAGCAAAGGUGGUUCUAGUACCAGCCAUGUUUUUUCCCAGGUCCUCAGGAAACAAAUCUGUGACACAUUGAGUGGCCUGAGACUCUACAUCUAGUCCAAAAGUAAUUAAGAUCUACAAACUCCCUCAUUUCUUUUUCCCGUGACAGGGUUUCUCUGUGUAGCCCUAGCUGUCCCAGACUUUGUAGACCAGGCUGGCCUCGAAUUUGGAGAUACACCUGCUUCCACCAAGUGCUGGGAUUAAAGUUGUGCGCCCCCAUGCCCAGCUUCUUUCUUUACUAUAGAAUUCCUGAUUAAGAAAAAUGAGGUGAUGGUAUCAGAGACUCUUGGAAAUAGUUUGAUCCCCAGGCAGUGUGUAACUUGCCAUCUUGUACCUGGUAACCCCAACAAAGGAAGCAGAGGCUAAGAGGAGAGAAGCAUCUUCUUGGGGAAACGAUUGUGUGUGUCAUGUGCUCACAGAAGGAAAUGGAGACUCCAUCCCUAGAAGAGGUCCUAUUCCAUCCAUUUGUGCUGCUCAAGACAAACUGUAGCUGGGGAUGGGUGUACACUCGUAACCCAUUUAAAACAAAGAACAAAAGACAAACUACCCCCAGAACGCUAGAGUUAUUAAGCAAUAGUUACCAUUCAUUUCUUACACUAACCUGGUGUGAGAACCACGCUUGCUUACAGGCAUCA